Molecule: messenger RNA, 1168 nt
Organism: Culex quinquefasciatus (southern house mosquito)
Lineage: Eukaryota; Metazoa; Arthropoda; Insecta; Diptera; Culicidae
Product: probable serine hydrolase
Exons: 3
Coding region: 97-1146 (349 amino acids)
Source: RefSeq, a predicted model, not a curated record
GCGAACGACCUUGAGUGUUUAUGUAAUAAGCGAAUUAAGCGAUAAGGAAGUGGCCAGUUUCCGCGUUGAUAUUCACUGCUCGGGAAUUUUAGCAAAAUGUCCCAUCUCAAUGCAAUAUUUCGUCAAAUAUUGCUGGUGAGCCCGCGUCAACUUCCGAUUACGGCGCUAUCGUCACGCCACAUUCACAACAAUCAGCCAGAAGCAGCAGCAGCAGCAACGCUUGAGGUUGAAGAGGUGCGAAUUCCGGUGCCUUAUGGGGAGAUUGCCGGCAAGUGGUGGGGUCCAAAGGAUGUGCGUCCGAUCGUGGCCCUGCACGGCUGGCAGGAUAACGCCGGGACGUUCGACACGUUAAUUCCGAUGCUUCCGCAGCACAUGAGCUUCCUGGCGUUGGAUUUGCCUGGACACGGAUUGUCUUCGCGGAUUCCUGAUGGGAUGACGUAUCACACGUUGGAUAGUAUAUAUCUGCUGAAGCGGAUCAUGAAGCAGUACCGGUGGAACCAUAUUUCGCUGCUCGGGCAUUCGAUGGGGUCGAUCGUGAGUAUGGUCUUUUCGGCGAUUUUCCGGGAUAAGGUCGAUUUGUACGUGGGGAUUGAUGCGCUGAAGCCUCACAUCGCGGAUCCGGAAAAGUUGGCCCCACGGUUGGAGAAGCGAAUACCGCAGAUGCUGCUGGCGGACAUCAGGAACCAGGAAAAGUCGGAACCGCCGAGCUACACGUUUCAGGAGCUUGUGGAACGGUUGCACCUCGGAACGAACAAGUCAAUCUCGAAGGAGGUCGCGCCGUAUCUGCUUACGCGUAAUAUCGCCGAAUCGAAGAUGUACCCGGGCAAGUACUACUUUACAAGGGAUAGCCGGCUCAAGUAUAGCGUGGGAACGGGCUGGGACCAGCAGGUUUGUCUGGAGAUGGGCAAACGGAUGACGAUGCCGUACAUGUUCAUCAAGGCGAAAAACUCGCCGUACUACGAGGACAAGAAGUACUUUGAAGAGUAUGUGGCGUUGGUCAAGCAGGUGAAUCCGCUGUUUGAGCUGGAGUUUGUCGACAGUACGCACCAUCUGCACCUGACGGAGCCGGCCAAGGUCGCGCCGCUUAUUACGGCGUUUCUGUGCAAACACUGGAAGAAGGACGCUUGCAGUGGGGCGAGGCGGUAAGGAAACAUGAAUCUAUACCGUA